GCCCGAGCUCGGCGGGGCUGUGGCAGUGGCAGUGGCGGUGGCAGUGGUCAGGACCGGGCGAGUUGGAGCGAGCGGCGGCAGUGGUACAGCUGCGGCGGCAGCAUGGCUUCAUCGCAGGGGAAGAACGAGCUGCUUUUCGCCGACUGGAUGGCAGCGCUGCCCGCCAGCCUCCACAGCACCCCUCUCACCAACCUGGCCAUCCCCGGGUCUCAUGACUCUUUUAGCUUCUACAUUGAUGAAGCCUCGCCAGUUGGGCCUGAACAGCCAGAGACGGUCCAGAAUUUUGUGUCAGUUUUUGGGACUGUGGCUAAAAAGCUGAUGAGGAAGUGGUUGGCUACACAGACCAUGAACUUCACCAGCCAGCUGGGGGCAGGUAUACGGUAUUUUGAUCUCAGAAUUUCCACCAAGCCCAGAGACCCAGACAAUGAACUCUACUUUGCUCAUGGUUUAUUCAGUGCCAAAGUCAAGGAAGGUCUGGAGGAGAUCAACGCAUUUCUCACUGAGCACCCAAAAGAAGUGGUCUUCUUGGACUUCAAUCAUUUCUACGGCAUGCAGAAAUGCCAUCAUGAAAAGCUUGUCCAGAUGCUCAAAGACACAUACGGAAACAAAAUGUGUCCUGCUAUAUUUGCCCACGAAGUCAGCCUCCAGUACCUGUGGGAAAAGGAGCACCAAGUGCUAGUGUUCUACCACAGCCCAGUGGCUGUCGAGGUGGCCUUUCUGUGGCCAGGCCAGAUGAUGCCAGCUCCCUGGGCAAACACAACAGAUACAGAAAAGCUGAUUCAGUUCCUGCAGGCGUCCAUCACUGAAAGAAGAAAGAAGGGCUCCUUUUUCAUAUCUCAAGUAGUGCUGACACCAAAGGCUAGUACGGUGGUGAAAGGGGUUGCGAGUGGUCUCAGAGAAACGAUCACAGAAAGGGCUCUCCCUGCAAUGAUGGAGUGGGUCCGAACUCAGAAAGCGGGAGAAAGUGGUGUGAAUAUUAUCACUGCAGAUUUUGUAGAACUUGGUGACUUUAUCAGCACAGUCAUAAAGCUCAACUACUCUCUGGAUGAAGGUGAAGAUGACACUACUUGAUAGUACUGUGAUAUGUGUGUUGUUGUGUUAUUCAGAAUUUGAAAAAAAAAAGAGAAAGAUUGUAUUCUAAAAGGAUUAUAUUGUAAAACACUCAUCUUGUAACACACUGAGGUGUUUAGGGCUUUAGUGGGUGGGCAUAAGGGAAAUGUUUUCAUCAUUUAUUAUCAUUUUUCAUAUUUGUGUUUAAUGUGAAGAGCAAAAUUAAACAUGUUUACAGUGUUUGAUAAAAGAAGGCCAUGUACAGGUUCUCCAUGAGGUACCAAAUGUGAUUCAUGUGUCUUCUGUGGUUAUGAACAGUGCCAAGAAAUUUGUUGUUUUCAGAGCAAGGGGAUGUAUAUAUUGUCCUCCUCCUGCUCACAGCAGGAUUCCCAAUGGUGUAAGCAUUGCACCAGACGACUGAGGACAGUAUAUCUGGCACGAAAAUUUUAAGCUGCUACAUUUCAUCCAUUAGGUGGUUUAACUGAUCAUAUUUAUCAAUGAGCUACAGGUUUGAAUGCCUUUGUGAUGUAAAUCCAAAGUCAUGCUUAUAACACAUGCAUAAUCAGUGGACAGUAAACAUGAUGUGCUAUGUACCAUAAUCAGUGGAGAGUAAACAUGAUGUACUGUGUAGCUUGCACAAAGCACAGAUGAAAUCCUGCUUGCUUUUCAUUCUCAAAAUGCGGUUUUCCAAUGUCUCUGCCUCAGGUCAAGCCAGCAGAUAUGUGAUAUUGGCCUAACUCUGUAAUCACAGAGGCGUCUGGGUUGGAUCCUUAAAGAUCAUCUAGUUCCAACACCCUGGCCAUCGGCAGGACAAUUUUCCCUAGACCAGGUUGCUCAGAGCUCCAUUCAACCUGUCUUUACACAUUUCCAGGCAUGGGGCAUCCACAACUUUUGGCAACAUGUUCUAGUGCCUCAUGACCCUCAAAGCAAAGAAUUUUUUCCUAAUAUUUAAUCUAAACCUACUCUCAGUUUGAAGCCAUUCCCCCUUGUCUGUUACUACAUGCCCUUAUGAAAUGUCUCUCUCCACCUUACUUGUAGACUCCCAUCAGGUACUGGAUGGCCAAAAUUAGGUCACCCCAAAGCCUUCUCUUCUCCAGACUGAACAAUUCCAAUUCUCUCAGCCUUUCCUCACAGGAGAAGUGCUCCAUCCCUCUAAUCAACUUCAUUCGUCCUCUGGACUUGCCCCAGCAGGUCCCUGUCCCUCCUGUGCAGGACCCCAGCUCUGGGUGCAGUGCUCCAGGUGGGUCUCAGCAGAGCAGAG
Molecule: messenger RNA, 2311 nt
Organism: Catharus ustulatus (Swainson's thrush)
Lineage: Eukaryota; Metazoa; Chordata; Aves; Passeriformes; Turdidae
Gene: PLCXD3
Product: phosphatidylinositol specific phospholipase C X domain containing 3
Exons: 3
Coding region: 103-1071 (322 amino acids)
Biological process (GO): lipid metabolic process
Cellular component (GO): synapse
Molecular function (GO): phosphoric diester hydrolase activity
Source: RefSeq, a predicted model, not a curated record